Molecule: messenger RNA, 1602 nt
Organism: Bipolaris victoriae FI3
Lineage: Eukaryota; Fungi; Ascomycota; Dothideomycetes; Pleosporales; Pleosporaceae
Exons: 3
Coding region: 1-1602 (533 amino acids)
Biological process (GO): DNA-templated transcription
Molecular function (GO): zinc ion binding; DNA binding
Source: RefSeq, a predicted model, not a curated record
AUGAACCAAAUGCAGGCCCGGGUAGAUCUGGACUGCUCUGAGAGAAAGGUCUUCGCAUGCCUUCCUUCUAAACACCGCACUGUGUGUUUACUGCAGCCAGUAAUCGAAGAAAUCCAGCUCCGUGGUGUCUUCCUCGAAGAAGAAAUCCUUCUGCAUCAACUUGACGAGCACUACAUUGCUGGUCCGGACGACCGCGACCGCCACCCGUGCCGAUGGAUGACUGUAUGCUCACUCCUUGGAAUAUCUACGCUCCACAGGACAGAUAACAGAUCUCUCACCGCAAUUUCACCUAUCGCAUGGGCAUUCUUUAAGAACGCAUUCGCGAUGUACGCCGAGCUCGUAGCUCGAGGACCUGCGAUAUCCUCUUGCGAAGCACUACUGGUCAUGGCCUUGUUCAUGCUACGCACAGCCGACGCCGGCCUCGCUGCACAGCUGACAGCGGCUGCAGCCCACAUGGCCCAUAUGCUUGGUCUGCAAAAGCAGGAAUACUAUGUUGGUCUCGAUGCCGAAGUAGCAGAAAGACACAAACGGAUUCUUUGGGCGGUGUACAUUUUGAACGCUGAUGUGACGCACAGAUACGGUAUACCCUCACCGCUAGAUGAAGAGAGUAUUGUCAUUGAACUCCCCGAAGUCGAGCACUGUCAUGUUUUCAGCCCUGGUGAUCACACGGCACGCCUUGCAAGGCAACAUCGGGGCGGCAUUCUUCGACAACAAGCAUUUUUUGCCGUUACACAGUUGCGGAUACACAAGCUGCUCGAACGAGUUUCCUCCAGGCGACUGUCCAUGCAGGAGAGCACUGAUCUGCUAGAAGCUGUCACAAAGAUCCACCAAGAGCUUGAGGAAUGGAAAUGUUUCUUGCCUACAGAAACCCAACCUAGUUCCAGAUUGUACGGGACUCCACGCCUCGAGAUGUCUGUCGCUAUAUUGCACUACACUUACCUCAGUUGCAUUAGCAAGAUCAGUAUGACAGCGGCGGUCUUAUUGGAUCUGACAACAUUGAAUCCGGAUAUGCAAGAAGUACAGUCUUCCAUAUCAAACAAAAUCUUUGCUACCAGCAGGAUGGCUAGAGCUAGGUGCGCGAUGGCAGCCCGUGGAACACUUGAUGUGCUGCUCCGCUUGAAACCCCAACCCUUCACACACCUCUGGCAAACGCUGUGCUUCCCACUCUCCGCAAUCCUCGUUUUACUGUCGGAAACCCUUGCAUAUCCAGCAUCGGCCCACGCUGAAACCGAUGUCGAACUCAUUCACGACUUCGUCCAAUAUUUAGAGCGGCUGAAAUCAGAGGGAUGCGAAGUACACCGGCUUCUCGACGGCUGUAGAAGAAUCUGGAGUAUUGCAACUUGUGCGCUAAUCGCUUCACAAACUGACCAAAAGGUGACGGUUUUUGAACAAACAAGAGAGUCAAUAUGUUCAAAGUUCGCGCAAGUCGUAGACUGGCUACAGCUUGCAGAAGGACUAUUAAGCAAUGUGCCAAUGCUGACUAGCAAGGCGCGUAAAUUCUUUUGUGACAUUCUCGAACUGGGCGAACUGGACGAAAAUUACGGCGACUUUGCCCCAAAAAUUCUGAAAUCUAGCAACUAUGGUUUUUCGUUCAGUAAUUGA